Solenopsis invicta (red fire ant) is the source of this 920-nucleotide messenger RNA. RefSeq lists its product as uncharacterized. Lineage: Eukaryota; Metazoa; Arthropoda; Insecta; Hymenoptera; Formicidae. Gene Ontology annotation, biological process: regulation of synaptic transmission, cholinergic; positive regulation of voltage-gated potassium channel activity; sleep. The transcript is spliced from 3 exons. Bases 141 to 578 code for a protein of 145 amino acids. The record is from RefSeq and is a predicted model, not a curated record.
CCGUCUCCGGACAGUUCAGUUUAGUUCCAAAAUGGCUGUGUCUCAUCAUAGCUCCGGGCGUGUUGUCUACGGUGCUCAUUAACGGGCUAUGAUAGGCCUCAAUCAUAAAAAGACUGACCCAAGAUUAAAAGUGAAAUAGGAUGAAACUUCAAGCAAGUGUCCAAGCGGUCAUCUUAACUUUCUGCAUAGUCGUGCUUCAAGAAUGCGUCGGCAUUCUUCGAAGAUGCGUAACCUGCAGAUCGAGGGGAGACCUGGGCUCGUGCAAGGAUCCUUUCACUAUGAAUUCUACACAAAUUACGCUCGAAAAAGGUAUCGAUGCGGUGCCGUGCGUUUCCGGUUGGUGUGGAAAAAUCAUCGAGAGCCCAAAUUUAAAUAAUGAAUAUGGUACUGCCACGCAGAGGUUGUGUUUCCAGCGAGGUCCUGAUGACAAUGAGGAGAGAUGCGCUUAUACCGUGUGGAAUUAUAAGAAAGUGUACAUGUGCCUCUGUUACGGAGAUCUUUGUAACAUGACAAUAAGAACGACAGCCAAUGGCUUUUUAAUAAUAAUAGCUGUAUGCUUAACACGAUGGCUUAUUUGAGGACAUAUAUGAUAGUUUGGACUACAGUGAUCUUUUUUGAAGUGAUUUCCCGUGAAUUCUUUAGAAAAAAAGCGAGAUAUUCCAUACAAAAAGAACCCUGAUGGACAUAUGAUGUGGAUGUGUAAAAUAAUGUGUUCUUUAUAAUACAUAUCAUAAAAUAAUUACAAGUAAGCAGUGUUUUAGUAUUACAUAUAUUUUAAAAUAUAAAUUUUUUAAAUUUUAGUUUAUGUUAAUUUAGUUAAUUUGAGAAAAAUUUGAGAAAAAUCUAUCAUUAAACGUGGCAAACUACGACUCUAUAUGUUAUUAUUAAUUAGUAGUUAAAAUAAAAUAUACUUAAAUCUA